Messenger RNA from Fusarium vanettenii 77-13-4, 1086 nucleotides. RefSeq lists its product as uncharacterized. Gene Ontology annotation, cellular component: cytoplasm. The transcript is spliced from 2 exons. The annotation marks the transcript as partial. The record is from RefSeq and is a predicted model, not a curated record. NCBI's taxonomy places the organism in Eukaryota, Fungi, Ascomycota, Sordariomycetes, Hypocreales, Nectriaceae. Gene Ontology annotation, molecular function: oxidoreductase activity.
CUGCCUUCAGAGAAUCCCACCUCGUCUGCAUGGCAAUAUCCUCCUGCCGACGUUGCAAAGGCCCAAUCUACCACUCUUCCUCCAGUCACUGAUGUUGCCAUCAUUGGGUCGGGCAUCACUGGCACCAGUGUCGCCCACACGAUGUUGAACCACCCUUCUGCUGCCGGGCUACGCAUAACUAUCUUGGAAGCCCGCAAUGCCUGCAGCGGCGCCACGGGCCGCAAUGGAGGCCACCUUGUUUCCGAUACCUGUGGGCGAUUUGAGGAUCUCGUCAAUGCCUUGGGAGUCGAGGAAGCUAUAAGUAUUUUGCGCGCAUGCGCCCUCUGGCCUUAUCGACUGGUCACUAUCCUUCAAAAGCGCCUACUCGAUCUGCACGAGGGUAGAUUCUCCCUUGAAACGAAUACAGCCGUCACUUCAGUUUCCCACCAAGACAAGUCUCUGGGUGAACCUGGAUACCUAGUCGAAACAACACGAGGCGCCAUCAAGGCUAAAACAGUUAUCCACUGUUCGAAUGGCUAUGCAUCCCAUCUACUACCAAGCCUGACUGGCAAGAUCUACCCAUUGAGGGGUACAAUGUCAGUGCAAGAUCCUGGGGCUGCUUUCCCUCGAGUUGGCGACCGAUACUCGUGGACACAGAUGCACCAAAGCCGCUAUGAUCCCGAGACAAAGCGCAUCACGACAGGACUAUACUAUGCUCAGCAAAAUGCUUUGACGGGAGAUAUCUACAUCGGAGGAGAGAGUCAGGAAGUCGACAGCCUAUUGACGAGCGAUGACUCUGAAGUCGCAGCAUCUGCCAAGGAUCACAUCUCGUCUAUCAUCCCAAAGAUAUUUUCAGGCGCUGAUGACGCCCGCGCCAAGACAGUUUGGUCUGGAAUCAUGGGUUUCACGACUGACUGGUUGCCCAUGGUUGGGAAUCUUGGGCAAGCUGGUACGGGGUCGGCCUCAAACGAGUGGAUCGCAGCCGGGUUCAAUGGCCACGGUAUGGAUAAGUGUUGGUUGACUGGACAGGCUGUUGCUAGAAUGGCUUUGGGUGAGGAUGUUCCUUCAUGGUUCCCCAAAUCUUACCUUCUCACCUCGGAGAGGCUU